Messenger RNA from Hyposmocoma kahamanoa, 5621 nucleotides. Its product is annotated as protein-methionine sulfoxide oxidase mical3a. Gene Ontology annotation, biological process: actin filament bundle assembly. The transcript is spliced from 16 exons. Gene Ontology annotation, cellular component: plasma membrane; actin cytoskeleton. Bases 12 to 2036 code for a protein of 674 amino acids. NCBI's taxonomy places the organism in Eukaryota, Metazoa, Arthropoda, Insecta, Lepidoptera, Cosmopterigidae. Gene Ontology annotation, molecular function: actin filament binding. The record is from RefSeq and is a predicted model, not a curated record.
AACACAAAACAAUGGCGAUGGCAACAGCGACGGCCACGAUGGAGUCGUCCAAGACCCUGAUACAGACAGAGACUAGAGUACAGCGCAGCUACCAAGAAGUGCAGCAGCAGGUGGUAACAGAUCAGCGCCAGGUCGUCGAAAAGGUCAAGAAGAAGAAGUCAAUGAGACGGCAUAAUAAGGAUGAGGGUACUAUUUCCGUGUCAAAAAGUUCCGAGAAACUCUUCAAGAAAAUGAAAGCAGCGCAAGAGACGGACUCCAACCCUCAAUGCGAGAAGUGCCAACGACCUGUCUAUGCCAUGGAGCGUGUCAAGGCCGAACGCAGGGUCUGGCAUAAGGAAUGUUUUAGAUGCGUUCAGUGCAAUAAGCAACUUACAAUGGAGACGUACCAGAGUGACCACACUACGCUGUACUGCAAGCCGCACUUCAAACAGCUCUUCGAGCCGAAACCCGUCGACGACGGCGAAGACGAAACCGAUGCUAAGCCUAAGAAACACCAAAUGAUCAUCUGCGAGAGUAACCCCGUAGAACUGCCCCCCGACGUCGUCAGAGCGUCAGACAAGCCGGACCUGGGUCUUGAAGAGCUGUCCCAGCUGGACGUCAAGUCCCGCUUCGAGGUGUUCGAGAAGAAAAACAAGUCGAAUAACGAACCACGCACUCCCGAACCACGUGCGCCGAGGGAAAAGAGCACUGCCCUGCUUUCAAAGUUGGCUAAAUUCAAGGCGAAAGGCAUGGACGUCGGCGUCUCCGACGAAUACCUGAACGGGGUGCCUGUCGAAGCUAGCUCCAGCGAACCUGAGGAAGAAGAAGACGAUGACGACUCAGUGCUUCGGAAGUCAUAUAAGCACACGUCUACGAAAGAGCAGCCGGUAGCCUUCAGCAACAUGAGCGAAAUUGUCGGCAAGUUCGAAAAGGGCCAGGAUUCGAAUUCGGAAAGGCAUCGCGAGAGGAAACAGGAGAUACAGAAUAUAAGGAGCAGAUUGUUUAUGGGCAAGCAAGCCAAGAUCAAAGAGAUGUACGAACAAUCCGUUCUGCAAAGUGAGCAAGGCAUAACAUCAGCUGAAAAGAUAGCACGCGAAUUAGAUCUGGACGCGGAGAAGGCGCGCGCCAUCAAAGAGCGGUUCGAGACUGGAGAGGUGUUCAACGACGAGAAUCAGCCCCCAAAGAAUCGGGAGAUCGAAGACCGUUCGCUGUUUAACGAGGGCAUUGGAAAGAAAUCGCGAUCAAUCUUCCUGGAACUGGAUGCUAAUGCUAAAAAUUUGACGAUGUCGCCCACCUCGCCGCCGCCACAGCAGCCGCCUAAGAGGAAAGAGAUUCCAUUCGUUCCAAAAGACGUCGUCCGCGCCGAGGACAAAGUGGAGGACGUCCGGAUCGAAACUGCGGAUAUAUCAGACCGGUUUCGCUUCUUCGAGACGUACAAGCCGGAGGCCACACGCAAGGAGUUCCGCAUGACGCCGCCUAGGCAGAUUCAGCGCCCGAAAUCUCCCUCGCCGGAAGUGUACCACGACCCCUGCGUGGUACGCAGCGCGGAACCGGCCGUGGACACAAGCUUCGCGGCCGACCGCCACACGGCCUCCAGGAUGAUCUCCGUCUUCAGGCAGAUGGAGGAAAAGCAGCAUAAGCCCGAGGAAACUCAUGGUCCCAAACCCCUGAAGCGCUUCACUCCCCCUCCCCCCGGCGAGACCAACCACCGCGGUGAUUCUUCCGAGGAGGAGUAUUCCUCUGAAGAGGAAUACGAAGAGGACAGUGAGGACGAACGCAGAAGGCUCUAUAUCGAAGCUAGAGAGAGGGACGAGGCUCUUAAACAGGCACAGCAGCUGGCACGCACCAAAAGCUUCCGCGACCGCUUCGAGAACUGGUCCGAGUCUGAACAGAGGGAGCCUCGACAGAACGUCGUCAUCGAUCGGCAGUACGAAGACGAUGACGGCGAGUCGCAGCUUGAGACAGCCAAGAGUUUGCGCGCAAAAUUCGAGAGCAUGAAGGUUCAACAAAGUAACGUGCAGAAAUCUGCUGUACCCAAAGUUAACAGAUUUGUGUGACGGCGCAGCACUUGGCGCAAGAAUACCAAAGCAUUGUUUUAACCCGUUUUUUUUUCACUGUAAAGUUAUGUCUAUAUACUCUAGUUGGUAAGACCAGGUUGUAACCGUUUCUGUAUUUGACUAUUUAAUUAACUAUUAUUAGACAAAAUUAAAAGAUUAAUUAUAUAUAUUUUACAUUGGAUAGAUAACUUGAUUAUAGACUUUUUUUCUUCGGUAUUGUCUAUGUUAGUAAGUUUUUUUUGUUAGUUUUGUCUGGCACGCUGCUUUCGGCGAUCACUGUUGUCCUUUUUUACUCUUUGACAUCCUCGAUAGUCCAAGAUUUGCACUAUGGGUGCUGUAUGAGAAGUUCCAGAUUCGAUUCCCGGUAAAACCAAUUUGGGUGAUGAACUUUUCUAAAUUGUUUUGAUCUGGUUGUUUCGAGUAUAAUGAAUUCCGUUGUUCUGGUACUUGGAUAUUCCCUAGUUUGAUACCGGGUUAUUGGCGUGGUUGUUUGCUGAGUAAGAACUUGGCGUUCAAAAAAUAUCAGAUACACAUACAGAGUACUAAAAAAACCGACCUCAAAAGUCAUUCAUCCCCUAGUUUGCCACCCUUCGAGGUGGAAUAUUUUCUUCAAAUGUAAAUGGGACCACUACUGAGGUACUCCUCCUUUUUUGUAGUCGGUUAAAAAUAAACAAUCUACACUGAAGAAAUAGAUACGGUAAACAAAGUUAAACAACCAAAAAAAGAUCUGCCAAGCACAGAAAAAUUCGUAAGGUCCGCAGGUUCGUUCCGUGGCUUAAUUGGCAUAGCGUCUGGCACGAUUUGCUAGAAGACGUUGGUUCGAAUCCAGCUGGAUCGAAGGAUUUUUUUAUAAGUGUAGUAGUAACUUUUAUAAGUGAGGAAUUUCAAAGAAAAUUGAAUAUUAUGGUGUUGAAACAUUCCGUCAUUCAAUGAAGUGUUAAUUACAAACACUCUACACUUAUCGCUCUUAUAAUGAAUGUAACCACACUAAAGACGAGCUACUAACUUAUCUAUUUCUGCUGCCGCCAAGCAAUAAUGCUGGCAUUGCUGCGUUCCAGUGCUGGUGUGAUUACAAUGGAUUACAGGCACCUGUGACUUGUCAGCUUUGUGUCACAGGGUUACGGGCGCAGUGGCAGUGUCAGUGCAAAUCUUAAAAUCUAUCUAUCCAAUGUAUUUUUUGUUCUAUAUUUAAUUUCUAUUACAGUUCUUUUAUCUGUCUUAUUACUCUCAGAGCUUGUUGAACUGGAACCUAUUUUUAAGUAUAUACAACGAACAGAAUAAGUUGAUCCUCGCCGUAUUGCAAAAUAUUAAACAAGGCAUUUCUUGAAUUGCUCGUGUAGAAGAAUAAUCUCACAGUAUACUGAAUGGUUGUACAAGUCAAAGCCAGUUUAAGUUGACAUCAGGGACGCGUCACGCUGGGGACUGUUGGUAAAAUUCUUAUUCUGAUCAAAGAUCCUGGUUUUUGCCACACUACAAAAUUAAUAACAAAUUACUUCGUGCAAGAAACCAUUUUUUUAAUCUUUUAUCUAUAUGACCGUUAAAUAUGGAAGUGACUAAGAAAAAUCCCAUACAGCCAAGUCGUCUGCUCGUUUCUUUCAGAGCACUGCGUGUGUGUUAUUUUUGUUUUGUUUUAAAAGGGUCUAUGGUUAGUUCAUUAUUAUUGUUAUUUAAUUAUUAAGUUAAAAAGAUGGACAAAUAAUUAGGAAAAAAAAUUCCAAAAAUUACUGAAUGAUACCAAUAAAUAUAUUCUCAGUUAUAAACGGAUAAUUAAAUGUUAUGCAUAAAUAAAAAUAAUCACAUUAUUUCUUAAGCGGAAUUUUCCCGCUUUUCAGUAAUCUAUUUUUGUAAACAUAUUUGCAUAAUUUCCUUACAUUUUUUGAGAAAAGGUCUAUACAUACCUCGGCGGGAACGUAAAUGUCCCUGGCUCUAAUUUUCCGACCUCGGUUUUACCUCGUAUUUUCAACCAACUGGUACAGUAAUUUCAAGCUCCGAAAGUAACUCUUUACAUUUAACAGAAUUGUAGGCAAUUAAAUUAAUAAUUUUAAAUGUGUAUUUAUGUAUGUUUAGGACGUAAUAGUGACUGCAUUUGCGCGAGUGCCUUAUAAUGUGCAAUUGAAAAAAAAGUUUUUUACUGACAUAGUGUUAGGUUUCAAUAAGAUAUGUGUUCAUAUCUUAUGUGAGCUCUCUAAAAUGUUGGAAAUUGAUAAACUUCAACCAAACUUAGUAAAAACAAACUACAAUUGUCUAAUAUUAAGAUUUCUUGUAAAGUCCUAGCUUUGGAAGUAAUUCAAAUAAUUACCAUUGAGAAAUUCUGAAUUUCGAAAAAACUCGCAUAGCGAAGCUUGGAUUUUAUUAAUUUAUACUGUAUUAUUAACCAGUUCUAUUAUUUUCAAUUUGAUAUUUCAUAAAUAAUAUAAUUUUAAAUACACUGGUUUAUUUGUAACCUACUAACAACCUCACAGGCCAAUAUUAUUAUUAUUUUCCAUGAAUUUUUACGAAACAUAAAGAAACUUACGAAAAAUAAACUUUUCAGUAUUUGGUGUACUAUCUGACACUUUCUAGAUCUGCAUUGAAAGGUAAGAAGUUCAAAUGUGCAAGCCUCCUCCCCGACGUGCGUUUUGCAUCGUACCAUUUACCGCACAGAGUUAUCACCGUUUAGAACGAGUAAAAUCCGAUGAAUUAUUAAAAGACAUGGAACAAAAGUUGUUUAUGAUACUUGUAAUAUAGGUUUGCGAUUUUGCCAGUGUUUUACAAAUAACCAUGUGUAAUAAUGACAUCCUGUUUAUUUACUGAGUUUGUAAAGAAGCCGUAAUCGUAUUGUUACAUAAAAAAUAGAAAAACUGAAUACUGAUCUUGCCAUUGAACUAAAAAAUUAAAUAAUUAAAUUUAAAAUUUAUUUUAUUCUCUAGUGCCAUUAUUAAUUCAUCAUUAUUUCGCUUUUAUUUAUCAAUUAUAUUUACACAACAAAAAAAUACACACGCCAGCACGUUUAGUGGAACAUUAGUAAAAAAGUACCAAAAUAAUGCAAUAUGUUUUCGUAACACUGCCCGGUUAUUUUACUUUUUUUAUUUUAUGACUAAGUUGAAAAUUAAAAAAUUGUCGACUGUGAUUUUUUCAUUCAUUUUCUUUUAAUUUUGUUUUUCGAGCUGUAAGUGGUGUUACGUUCUUGCAAAUUUAGUAAAAAGUUUAUUUAGCUAUAUAAAUUUUGAUAAUCCAUUUUCUGUUUAAAUUUUUCCGUUCAAUUUCCAACAGUUCUUGCUUUGCCACAAAGUGUAAAAGAAUGCAUUUUGUUUAAUUUCCAUUUUUUUUUUCAAUAUAGGCUGUACUAAGACGAUAUGUUUAAAGACGUUAAUUGAAUUGAUACUUUAUAUCGAAUAUCCUAUUUAUUUAAAUAUAAACGUUACUGUUUUAUAUUCUCAUUUUUUUGUUCCGCUAAAUGUGCCAGCAUGUGUACUUAUUGUAGUUUUAGCAUGUUAUAAAAUCAUUUUUAUUCUAGUUAAUUUUAUGAUCUGACUGAGAAUCGUCUAUAUUUAUUUGUUUGUACUUAAAAAGUUAUUUUGUCCUUUUUUCAUUAUUUAUAAUGUA